This is a messenger RNA of Zingiber officinale, 2161 nucleotides long. RefSeq names its product rhodanese-like domain-containing protein 6. The transcript has 9 exons. The coding region runs from base 86 to 1924 and encodes 612 amino acids. The record is from RefSeq and is a predicted model, not a curated record. NCBI's taxonomy places the organism in Eukaryota, Viridiplantae, Streptophyta, Magnoliopsida, Zingiberales, Zingiberaceae.
UUUGGAGUAUACACUAAUGUGCGUUUCAAGUGUCCUAGGUUAGGGUUUCAGAAAAGCGUCUUAACUCGAAGCGGGGGCGACGGGAAUGGCAGUGUCGGAGGACCGAUCCGAGGGCGGCAAUGGAGCCGGAGUUCUCCUUUACUACAAGUAUGCCCCCGUCCCAGAUAUCGACUUCCUCGUCCGCUUCUACGACUCGAACUGCCGAUCUCUUGCCCUCCUUGGCCGCGUUCGCAUCGCUCCCUCCGGUGUCAACGUCACUGUUGGUGGAAAUAUGCCGUCUUUGGAGAAGCACAUUGCUGCUUUGAAAUCCAUGAGCUUAUUUGACGACACGGACUUCAAGCUUGCGUCCUGCGAACAUCCUUCGGACUCUAGAAUUACGAGAGAAUGUGGGUUUACGGAACUCUCAAUUCGUGUGGUUAAGGAGUUGGUAACAUUCAGGUCCGAUCCUCUAGCAGAGGUUCCCAAAGUUUGCGAUGCUGGGAGGCACCUCUCUGCGGCAGAGUUUCAUUCUGUUCUCCAUGAUGCAGUAAUUCCAGGAACUAAUAUGGAUUCCACGGCUGAUAAACAACUUGUUCUGUUGGAUGCAAGGAACUUAUAUGAAACACGGAUUGGGAAGUUUAAGGCCACAAAUGUGGAGACUCUUGAUCCAGAAUUAAGACAAUACAGUGAUCUGGCUUCUUGGAUUGAUCAGCACUCUGAAAAGCUGCAUGGCAAAAACAUUCUCAUGUACUGCACUGGCGGUAUUAGAUGUGAAACUGCUUCAGCUUAUAUUAGAUCAAAAGGUGCAGGUUUUGAGAAUGUUUUUCAGUUGUUUGGCGGAAUUCAGAGAUACUUGGAACAAUUUCCAACUGGCGGUUACUUUAGAGGGAAGAAUUUUGUUUUUGAUCACCGUAUUUCAGUUGGAAGUAAGGAAACAGAUGUUAUUGGCAGUUGCCUGCUUUGUGGUAUUUCCUUUGAUGAUUAUUCCUCUCGUUGCCGGUGCCAUUACUGUAGAAUGCUCGUUUUAGUCUGCUAUGACUGUCAGGUCAUUUCCAGCAGAGUUUAUGUUUGUGAGUUAUGCCGAAAAAAUGGCAAGGGAAGCAAUCCAAUGAUGUUACAGGAGGAUGAGCAUGAAGAUAUUUCACCUGAUUCCUCGGAGGAAAUGGGUAUUUCGAAUUCCAGCUUUCCUGAUAUCACGCCAGCCCAGAUCCCUAGGACUCAUGGUAACAGUGGGGACCGAAAGCUAAGGAUUCUAUGCUUACAUGGGUUCAGACAAAAUGCUUCAAAUUUUAAAGGAAGAACUUCAUCACUUGCUAAGAAAUUGAAGAACAUGGUGGAAUUUGUAUUUGUCGAUGCUCCUCAUGAACUACCAUUCAUAUACAAGCCACGUUCAAGUGACAGCAGUUAUGUGCAACAGUCUCCACCACCGGAAAUGAACAGGCGAUAUGCAUGGCUUACAAGUGAACAUUUGAACCUCUCGGAUGAACAAUGUUGGAGGAUGAUAGAUGCUCCUUUCGAUCCCUUGCAAUAUCAACAACAAACAUUUGGCUUCGAAGUAUCCUACCAACACCUCAAGAAUAUAAUCUCUCAUAUGGGACCAUUUGACGGCGUCCUCGGUUUCUCUCAGGGGGCAGCGAUGGCUGCCUUGUUUUGCCAGCAGCAACAGCGAAGCAGCCAUGUUAUGGACUUCCAAUUUGCGAUCCUAUGCUCAGGUUUUCUGCCAAUUCCAUGGGGGUCCAAGGAGUCAAUAAGGUGUCCUUCACUUCAUUGUUUUGGCAGUAGCCAAGGACAAGAUAGGCAGAUUGCAAAUCAAGCAAGCAGGGAACUAGCUGGUAUGUUCGAGGAAGAGUGCUCCAUGAUCAUCGAACAUGAGAUGGGUCAUAUAAUCCCCACUAGGCCGCCUUAUAUUGAUCAAAUGAAGAAUUUCCUAAGACGCUUCCUUUGAAUCCCUUGGAAACGAAUCCGGUCAUUUUCAUCCUGUAUGCUUGUAGCUGAAGCGUAUUGCUUUCUGAAGAUUUAAUUUUCCUUUGUUGGAAAAUGUCUUGUAUGGGAGUUUGCUAGUGGUUCCUGGACUAAAAUGGUUCUCUGAAAUGGUGCUUAAAUUAAUGAAAAAUUUGUAUCUGUUUACGGAAAAUAAAUUCUUGAAUUAGCAAACUUGCCAGUUGUUUUGGUCUUUCUACAA